Molecule: messenger RNA, 1867 nt
Organism: Volvox carteri f. nagariensis
Lineage: Eukaryota; Viridiplantae; Chlorophyta; Chlorophyceae; Chlamydomonadales; Volvocaceae
Gene: rpt1
Product: 26S proteasome regulatory complex
Exons: 1
Coding region: 120-1400 (426 amino acids)
Biological process (GO): proteasome-mediated ubiquitin-dependent protein catabolic process
Cellular component (GO): proteasome regulatory particle, base subcomplex
Molecular function (GO): ATP hydrolysis activity; ATP binding; proteasome-activating activity
Source: RefSeq, a predicted model, not a curated record
CUUGAUUUCUCGAAUUGAUUGUAUUGCCAAGCCAGUCCAUUUCGCACUUUGCCGGGUAGAUCUGCAAAACUCCCUCGGCAGCAUAGCCGCGCUUCGGCGCGGUCUAGGGUUCGUCCAAAAUGCCGGAUGAUAAGCAUGUCGAUCCAGAUAAGGACGCACCAAUUAAGGCGCUUGACGAGACUGAUAUUGCUUUCCUCAAGAACUAUGGGCUAGGCCCAUACGCUGCGCCAAUUAAAAAAGCAGAACAGGAUGUGAAGGAUAUUAUCAAGCGCAUCAACGACCUGUGCGGUGUGAAGGAGUCUGAUACUGGGCUUGCGCCCCCGUCUCGCUGGGACCUGGUUUCGGACAAGCAGAUGCAGCAGGAGGAGCAGCCGCUGCAGGUGGCCCGCUGUACUAAGAUUAUCAACCCCGGCACCGACGAGGCGAAGUAUGUAAUCAAUGUGAAGCAAAUCGCAAAGUUCGUUGUGGGGCUGGGCGACAAGGUGGCCCCUACGGACAUCGAGGAGGGUAUGCGCGUGGGUGUCGACCGGAACAAAUACCAGAUUCAGAUUCCGCUUCCCCCGAAGAUUGACCCCUCCGUCACUAUGAUGACCGUGGAGGAGAAGCCGGACAUCACGUAUAGCGACAUUGGGGGCUCCAAGGAGCAGAUGGAGAAGAUGCGGGAGGUGGUGGAGCUGCCCAUGCUGCACCCCGAGAAGUUCGUACAGCUGGGUAUCGACCCUCCCAAAGGCGUGCUGAUGUACGGCCCGCCGGGCACGGGCAAGACGCUGCUAGCGCGUGCAGUUGCUAACCGCACAGAUGCCUGCUUCAUUCGCGUCAUUGGCAGCGAGCUCGUCCAAAAGUACGUCGGUGAGGGCGCACGCAUGGUCCGCGAGCUGUUCCAAAUGGCCCGCUCAAAGAAAGCCUGCAUUGUGUUCUUUGACGAGGUGGACGCGAUCGGUGGCGCGCGGUUUGACGACGGCGCUGGCGGCGACAAUGAAGUGCAGCGGACUAUGCUAGAGAUUGUCAACCAGCUGGACGGCUUCGAUGCGCGCGGAAACGUCAAGGUGCUUAUGGCCACCAACCGGCCCGACACGCUGGACCCUGCACUUCUUCGCCCAGGGCGGCUGGACCGCAAGGUUGAGUUCAGCCUGCCGGACCUGGCCAGCCGGACGCAAAUAUUCCAGAUCCAUACACGCACGAUGAACUGCGAGCGCGAUAUCCGUUUCGAGCUGCUGGCACGUUUGUGCCCCAACAGCACCGGAGCGGACAUCCGGAGCGUGUGCACAGAGGCAGGCAUGUACGCGAUCCGCGCACGCCGGAAAACAGUGACGGAAAAGGACUUCCUGGAGGCGGUCAAUAAGGUCAUUAAGGGUUACCAGAAGUUCAGCGCAACGCCGAAGUACAUGAUUUUCAACUGACGAGCAGCGUGUCGGUAAGGAUAAGGUGCUGUAGUGAGAGCAUUGAGUGGGAAAGGGGCGAAAGGGGGUCGUUGAUGGACAGGUUGUAGGUUAGGUACAACCAGACAGUGUCGGGGAACUAGGAUAAGUUUGGAUGCCACCUAAGAACGAUGUAGGGAAGACUGACCGAUGGAUGGUAAAGGGACAUCAUGACACCGUAAAAGGACCUCGAUUGUCGUGUGGCGACGGCGCCAGUAAGUUGCGCUGUGAUGCAUACCCAGGCGAGUGUCGAAAGGGCGUAGAAAGUGUGGUCGAUCGGCUGCAUGAUGCAUAUAUUGCUGUCGGUAGAUGUAUGAUGUCGCUGUAUGUAUGAUGUUGCCGUCCCUUCAGAAAUCGGUUUGCAGCGGCGAGGGCGGGCCCCGGAUGCAACACCUAGACGGGAACCCUUCUCGGUCUUUGUUGCGGUUUAUCGUUUGAUCGUUUGGAAC